CGAAACCUCUGUACGACGCUUUUAUUGCCGAACCGGAACCCAGUGCCUUGCCGCCUCGCGAAAUCCGUUCUUUUCGUAUCGGGCCGAAGUAAAGUGGUUGCAUAUCGUCGGGACGUUUAGUAUUUGUGUGGUGUUUUGCGAUGGAAUCUGUGAAACGAGCCAACCAGCGGCUUCGCAGUUAUCCGCUGUUGAUGGCCAAGUGCUCAGUUGCUGCAGCGGCUUACGCUACGUGCGUAACAACCGAUCUUAAUGUAGCGCAUCGCUCUUGCGAUAAAGAGUUCGGCAACUUCAAAGAGUGCAUGCGGAAAGCCGCUAUCGAAAUGAAAACAAAACUGUAG
This is a messenger RNA of Anopheles moucheti, 338 nucleotides long. RefSeq lists its product as uncharacterized. Bases 141 to 338 code for a protein of 65 amino acids. The transcript has a single exon. Lineage: Eukaryota; Metazoa; Arthropoda; Insecta; Diptera; Culicidae. Gene Ontology annotation, cellular component: mitochondrion. Gene Ontology annotation, biological process: mitochondrial respiratory chain complex I assembly. The record is from RefSeq and is a predicted model, not a curated record.